AUGAAACUAAAAGCAUCAAAGUGUGAAUUCGCGCGCAAAGAAAUUAAGUUCCUUGGCUUUGUAUUAAGUAAAGAAGGCAUAAGACCUAACCCGGAAAAGACCAGAGCAAUUGACGACUACCCCACAAAUAGAAACCCCACAGACAUCAAAGCUUUCCUAGGCAUUUGCUCUUUCUUCCGCAGAUUCGUACAUAAUUUUGCAGCGAUUGCUUCACCACUUACAGCACUAACAAAGAAAGAUGCACCUUUUAUAUGGACCGCCGAAUGCGAAGACGCUAUGAGACGCCUGAAAGAGGCGCUCACCACAGCGCCGAUCCUAGUUGCCCCUACGCUAGGCUUACCAUUCGUUAUAGAAACCGAUAGCUGUGGAAAAGCCGUCGCGGGAGUUUUAAAGCAAGAACAAGACGAACACUUGAAAGUAAUUGCUUACGCUAGCAGAACUCUAAAUGUCCAUGAAUCUCGUUACCCCGCCAUAGAACUGGAGGCGCUAGGUGUAGUAUUUGCCGUACAGAAAUUCCGACCAUACAUUGAUGGCGCACAAUGCACCGUUAUCACCGACCACGCCCCUCUUAAAGCACUCCUCCAUAGGAAAGAUUUGACCGGAAGAUUAACAAAACCCGGAAAAGCCAAUGUUGUGUGCGACACACUCUCGAGACAUCCUCCCCAAGUAAAUGCCACUCAAACAGGCACAAACACAGAAAGCACUAUUGAUCUUUCCUCGCCAGAUAUCAUUGACAGCAUUAAAGAAGAACAAAACAAAACACCCUGGAUCGCAUCCUACAAGCAAGCUAUCGAAAACGAUGAGCCAAAUCCUUACGUUAGAGACUACAUUAUCCUGAAUGGUAUCCUUUACAAACUUCCAGAAAAGGUUUAUCAGGAUCCCCAGAUAAUACUUCCAGAAGACUCUGACAUCAAAAACACUCAUCAAGCAAGUGCAUGA
This is a messenger RNA of Cylicocyclus nassatus, 939 nucleotides long. NCBI's taxonomy places the organism in Eukaryota, Metazoa, Nematoda, Chromadorea, Rhabditida, Strongylidae. The record is from the annotation of a GenBank genome assembly.